Harpegnathos saltator (Jerdon's jumping ant) is the source of this 901-nucleotide messenger RNA. RefSeq names its product ribosomal protein S6 (gene RpS6). The transcript has 5 exons. NCBI's taxonomy places the organism in Eukaryota, Metazoa, Arthropoda, Insecta, Hymenoptera, Formicidae. The record is from RefSeq and is a predicted model, not a curated record. Gene Ontology annotation, biological process: translation. Gene Ontology annotation, molecular function: structural constituent of ribosome. The coding region runs from base 79 to 834 and encodes 251 amino acids. Gene Ontology annotation, cellular component: ribosome.
AUUUCAAGGAUCUCAAGGGAGCGUUCAUAUAUUCCUCUUCUUUUCGUUGCGCGAAUGGUAACGUUGUAGUUUGUCACGAUGAAGUUGAACGUAUCGUAUCCUGCAACAGGAUGUCAAAAGCUGUUCGAAAUUUCGGACGAGCACAAGCUCAGAAUUUUUUAUGAAAAGCGCAUGGGAGCUGAAGUUGAAGCUGAUGCACUUGGAGAUGAAUGGAAGGGAUAUGUUGUUCGCAUCUCUGGCGGUAAUGAUAAACAAGGUUUUCCAAUGAAACAGGGUGUUUUAACAAAUGGUCGUGUGCGUUUGUUGCUGUCAAAAGGACAUUCCUGCUAUAGACCCAGACGUGAUGGAGAACGCAAGCGCAAGUCUGUUCGCGGUUGCAUUGUGGACUCAAAUUUGUCUGUAUUAGCUCUUGUUAUUGUCAGAAAAGGAAAACAGGAAAUCCCAGAGCUGACAGACAAGAAUGUGCCACGUCGUUUGGGACCGAAAAGAGCAAGUAAAAUUCGCAAACUUUUCAAUUUGAGCAAGAAGGACGAUGUCCGCCAGUUUGUGGUGAAACGUCCUGUUCAAAAAGAAGGCAAGAAGGAGCGUUUGAAGGCGCCAAAAAUUCAGCGUCUUAUUACUCCAAUUGUUCUUCAGAGGAAGAGACAUAGAUUGGCACUAAAGAAGAAGCGCUGUCUCGCACGCAAGGAGCAAGCUGCCGAGUAUGCAAAACUCCUAGCGCAAAGGCAAAAGGAGGCUAAAAACAGGCGUCAGGAAGAACUGAAAAGAAGACGCAGUGCCUCCAUGCGCGACUCAAAAUCCUCAAAUCAGUCGGCACCUACAACGCAGAAAUAAAACAGUUGACUGUAUUGCUAAAUGUAAAAUAUAAUAUUUACAAAUUAAUAAAAACGCAAAACAUUUA